GGCGGGGCGGGGCGAGCGCCGUGGGGGCGCGCGGGGCAGCCUGGUGGUGGCGCCGCCCCGGGGGCGGGUGGAGCGGAGCGGGAGCCUGGCGGCGGGCUGGGCGGCUGCAGCUCUGGCCCGCGGGCUCCGUGCUGCGGUCCAUCCACGGCGGCCGGACUCCGGCCAGUCGCUCCCCGCUAUGCAGCUCGCAGGGCUCCGCGGGGCCGCGCCGCUCGCCGCCGUCGCCCUGCUGGUGCUGGGGGCGCCCCUGGCGCUGGCCAGCCAGGACUGCUUGUGGUACCUGGACCGCAACGGCUCCUGGCAUCCGGGCUUCGACUGCGAGUUCUUGACCUUCUGCUGCGGGACCUGCUACCAGCGCUACUGCUGCCGGGACGUGACCUUGCUCAUCACCGAGAGGCAACAGAAGCACUGCCUGGCCUUCAGUCCCAAGACCAUAGCAGGCAUCGCCUCCGCUGUGAUCCUCUUUGUGGCGGUGGUCACCACCACCAUCUGCUGCUUCCUCUGUUCCUGCUGCUACCUGUACCGCCGGCGCCAGCAGCUGCAGAGCCCCUUCGAAGGCCAGGAGAUUCCCAUGACUGGCAUCCCGGUACAGCCCAUGUACCCAUACCCCCAGGACCCCAAAGCUGGCCCUUCAUCCGCACAGCCUGGCUUCAUGUACCCACCUAGUGGUCCUGCUCCCCAGUAUCCACUCUACCCGGCUGGGCCGCCCAUCUACAACACUACAGCUCCUCCCCCUUACAUGCCACCACAAGCCUCCUACCCUGGAGCCUGAGGAGUCAGCUGGUCUCUGCUGCCUCUUCAGUGAUGCCCACCUGCAUCAGCGUCUGGCCCUGGGGGUGGGCAGGGGCUCUCCUCACCAGGCCCUGGGUCUUCCUGGGGAUGGAGCCUGAGGCACGUGCAACAGGAGCUGAUCUGGGACAUGACAGUGACUGAGGGCUGGACAGGUGGGGUGAGGACCAGUGAACUGUGUCCUUAGGGUCAAGGUGGGGACAGGGCACCUGUUUUCAGGCACCCCUCCUGUGUGCUGCACCCCUGGGCUGGGGAGGACCGGAAGGGGAGAAGAAUUGCCUUUGGAGUCUGCAGGAACUCUCUUCCAAGCCAGGCUCCCAUCUGAUGGAUUAAAACUGUAAAGGUGUGA
This is a messenger RNA of Erinaceus europaeus (western European hedgehog), 1138 nucleotides long. RefSeq names its product shisa family member 4 (gene SHISA4). The record is from RefSeq and is a predicted model, not a curated record. Bases 179 to 772 code for a protein of 197 amino acids. The transcript is spliced from 5 exons. NCBI's taxonomy places the organism in Eukaryota, Metazoa, Chordata, Mammalia, Eulipotyphla, Erinaceidae.